Molecule: messenger RNA, 3751 nt
Organism: Paramuricea clavata
Lineage: Eukaryota; Metazoa; Cnidaria; Anthozoa; Malacalcyonacea; Plexauridae
Source: the annotation of a GenBank genome assembly
UUUUAUGGCCCUCUGGAACGUAUGGAUUGCCAAAGCCGAAAUCAGGUUGUCCAGAGUCCUCAGGUUUUCUCUGGAAGACUGGCACGAGGUUCUACGACACCGAAGACGAUGGGACUGAAAACCAUAACUCUGAUGCGUACCAUCUUGCUGGUGACGUCACUGAAGAUGGAAUCACGUGGGAGUUCUGUAUGAAAACAAAAGAUGUCGGAUUAAAAAGGUAAAGAGAUACUUGGGAACUAUUUAUAAUUAUAGACCCAUUGCACAUGACGUCACAGCGCCAGUGACGAUGCAUCUGGAGGACAAAUUAGCCAUCUAUGCAUAAUAUAACUUUUGUAAACAAAGAAAAUUUUGUAAAACUUUAUAAUAAUUUUGUAUUAAAAUGGUUAAUUUUUGCGCUGUAUGUGGUUGCUGUACCCGAACAGAUAUUGUUAGGGAGCAUCUGGAGGACACUCCAAGGACUUGUGACGUUAGUGCAAUGGGUCUAUUACAUAAAAUAAUUAUCCCUUAUUUACUGAGACCGAGGGAAACAGCGUGCUUUGUGGCCCCGAGACAAUGGCGUAGCCAGCAUGACGAUUUGGUCCCGAUAUGCACAUUUCCACUCAUCAUCAUUAUUCAUUUCUUUAGAAAUCGAUUGUGUUGAUAGUUUAUAAAAAUGGCAAUAUUUGCAUAGCGGGACUGAAUCGUCGGACUGGCUACGCCACUGCCCCAAGACCGUCGUUGUUGCCCGUGGCGAAGUCGAGUUUCAACGUUACGCUGAAACCGCACUGUAUUGACAUUAUUCUCUAUUAAUUAUUUUAGCUGGCCUCAAGGUAAAUACUGCAUAUAUAAGAAAGGUGCUGGUUGUCCCGGCGGUCUACAGGCAGGUUUUGUUUACUGGGAUGACGAGAAUAUAGACAACAAGAACCACUUUAAUGGCGACCUGCCUGAGGGCGAGUACACGGAUAAAACAAAGAUAUCGUUCUGCUGCAGCACAACUGGCAAAGCUGAAUCUGAAAUUGUUUUGCCAACCGAGAAACCGUUUUAUUUGUUCCCUUAUGGGGACACUGCAUGUCAAAAGGUGGGUAUGUGGUUUAGUGAAGGAUUUUGUAGAUGUCAAAUUUCCGAAGUGCAAAUUUUAUACAUUUUUAAGAGGCUGAUUACAUGGACCGGGCCAGCCCGGUUAACCGGGCGAACCUAACGAAAAUCUUCCUUGGGCCGCAAAAUGAGUUUUGAGUCAGGUUUAGGAUGAUUUUGCAUCUAUACUAAACCAAUUAUUUAUCGCAAAUUUAUUUUACGCAAGUUUUAAAACCACAGUAAGGUCCUAAACAAACGCGUCAGCCCGGUUAACCGGGCCAGCCCGGCACCAUGCAAUCAGCCCCAUAGACCUAACCGGGAGCAGUUGUGAAAAAUGCAGCUAUAGACCCAGUGACAGGAAUCUGCGGUCAGUAGAGCUCGACAACUGCACUCUGUAGCUCAGGCCCCGUUUACAUGAGACAGGAACGAAGUCAAACCGGGACCAUUUCGUUUCGGUCACAGUAUUAUUUCUAACUGUAGAUGUUUACAUGAGACCGGGACGAAAAUAAAGCCUGGUUCACAUAUAUGCCUGCGACGUACCGGCGACGAUGCCAAUGGUAGCUUUAAAACGUAAAUUAUGUGAACAUUUGUUCGCCGAUUGCCUCCAGUGCCUCAGUUACAUCGGCGGUAGCUGCGGUAUAGGCCGGGAAAGUUGACUUGAGUUCAACUUUGCCGGUAUUUCGGCGGCAAGUAGAGGCAUAAUGAUACAGUCGCAGGCAUAUGUAAACCAGGCUUAACUCGGUCUCAAGUCGGAACGCGUGCUGGACCAAGCUGGCUGACUUCAGACCGGGAUCAAUGUACACACAAAUACAUUUGAGACCGGUCUCGGCUGUAACCUUGACAUUGGAACAACACAUGCUAACAAAAGCCAUCUAAAAUAGAUCGUUAGAUCUAAUAAAUGUAUAUAAAUUUAUACUCGAAACUUUCAUCUACAAAAUCUUUCAUAUUUAUUUAUUUAUUUAUUUAUUUAUGUACUAAAACAUAUUUUAACACGGUAGCUAAUCAACUAAAAAAAAUAUUUACAAGGUUGUCGUUGCUUUUCAUUAGGCCGUGUACUUACUGACAGCAUAAAAUAUUCCCACCCACCCUCCCCAAGCCACCCUAAUAAUAUUAGAAAGAUUUAAAGUUUGUUCGUUCACUGCAACCAGGUAUAUCAAUCGUGUUUCUCUCGCUACUCUGGUUUAAAUACAUGAUUACGAAGCCCAGUCGAAUUGUAAUCAAGACCCAACGUUUCGACACUCCGAUCUAGUGUCUUCAUCAGGGGUGAUCUAAUGAAAAAGAAGACACUAUACUAGGGUGUCGAAACGUUGGGUCUUGAUUACAAUUCGACUGGGCUUUGUAAUCACUAGUUUAUUAUAAUCACUAUAGUCGUUCAAGAGUUUUAUUUCUUUCAUUCCAAACUUUAGCAGCAGUAUAACCGAAAGUUCGUUUCAUUGAGUUUGUUUUUCAAUGUGAAGCUUCAACAAUUAGUUGCCCAAAAGCCGGAUGUUUACCCAGUCUAUUAUUGUGUGUGCACAACAUUUUUUGUAAGGAAUUGCUUUCUUUCGAUUAAAUUAUUUCUUAGAAAUAUUGUUUUACUUUUAAGGUCAAGAAAAUGCGGAGUAGUCUUGAAUUUGUCAAAUUCGACGAGGAGGACAGAGGAGAGAUCGAAACGUCCGCACGGGGAUUUUAUCCCUACGGUGUUCAACCCCGGGAGAAAGAUCACACUAUCUAUUUAUGUUACUACGAACUACAGGGUAAGUGUUCACAUUGAAUCCAUAAAGAAAUAGAACGCGAUCUAAAACUUUCUUUUUAGCAUGUUCAAAUGAACGAAAAUAUGUCUGAUAUGAAGUUACUUUCGUUCACUCUCAUAGGUAAACAAGAUGCCCCGCUUGAAACUGGGGAGGCAAAUUCGGAGAAAAUCGCUCAUUCUGAGAAAUUAUUUCACGAAUUCAUGAAAUCGAACGAAGCCAACGAUUCGGAAAUUGCCAAGGAAGAAGUUUCACGGCUACGAAAUGGCAAGGUAAUUGCUUUUCAACGUAGGCUCGAUUACCAUUUUUAAACUGUUAGCUGGCACAUCCAGUAUAAAUAAAGUUAGUUUAGUUGAGGUUUCCUUCUGUAGUAACACUGGAUCAAUAAGGGAUGACUCUUACUAGACCUCUACAGAGAACAGUUAAGAACUGAUAGAGCUAUUCAGUUAGUUCGCAAUGUUUAUAUGAUUUCAAUCUUAUAUUUUCAGAAGCUUCCCGAGCUAAAGACCUCAACCUAUCACGCUAUAAUAAUCGCAACUGGUUUUGUGAUUUCAACAGUCGCUAUUUUGGUCGGGGCUCUGCUUGUAAUCUCAUACUUCACAAGGCGCUGGUCGGCCGAUCUUAAACGAGAUCGAACGGCGAGUUCACGAAGAGCUACGAAACCCUCCGAAGAAAAUACGAGUACCGAUGAACCUGAGCCGAUGCUUCAAGACAACAAACAGAUGUGCUCCGAUAAUGAUCCGACAUAUACCGACAACGACCCGGCGUGUCCUGAAACCGAUUUCGGCGAAACCGACACGGAACACGAAGAACUUGUGGAAGAUGGGUUUUUACCAUCCGAUUCGCAGUUGAAGUCUGGACUUGAGUUUUUAUUUUUAAAACAACAAAAGCGAAAAUGGCUGCCAAGAAACAGCCGGAAAUAAUAAGUAAUAUUAAAUAAUUUCAUUUGUAAAUAGACUGAAUAUUUG